Messenger RNA from Oxyura jamaicensis (ruddy duck), 3767 nucleotides. RefSeq names its product kinesin family member 25 (gene KIF25). Gene Ontology annotation, molecular function: microtubule binding; ATP binding; microtubule motor activity. The transcript has 15 exons. Gene Ontology annotation, biological process: microtubule-based movement. Bases 50 to 1816 code for a protein of 588 amino acids. Lineage: Eukaryota; Metazoa; Chordata; Aves; Anseriformes; Anatidae. The record is from RefSeq and is a predicted model, not a curated record.
AGGAGCGAGGCGCAGCUCGGCGCGGUGCGGCAGGGCGGCGGGGAGCGCGAUGCGGCCGCGCGGCGGGAGCGGCCCGGGGCCCGUGUGGGCACAGCGCGUCCGGCAGCUGGAGCGCAGCCUGCGGACCAAAGAAGAAAGAAUAGUUGUCCUGGAAACUGAAAAUGCUACUCUUCAUCUAAAACUUGCAGAGUAUCAAGGGUUGGCUGGAAGAAGCACUAAUGAAGUAUUGCAGCUCUACGCUGCUCAUGGGCAGCAGCAGAAAUUGCAGAGAGGUUCUGUUGUAACCCACCUACAUGAGGCAAUAAAGAGACUUAAACAAGACAUGAAGAGCCUCCGUUCAUUUGCUCUCGAGCUUUCAAAAGACUUUCAGCGUCAAUGCAAGGCUUAUCUUUACCAAGCUUUGAGAGCAGUCCAAGAGAUACAGCUGCAAAAUGAAGCAAUGCAAAUGUUCCAGAUAAAAGCUUUUGAUCUUGAGCAGUCCCUACAAGAGGUGACAGAGAGAUAUGAAAAAGAAAAGCAAAAGAGGAGAGUUCUACAUAACAGCUUAGUUGAGCUGAGAGGAAAUAUCAGAGUCCAUUGCAGGAUCCGGCCAUCUCUACCUUUUGAUAAUGCUGAUGAACAUUCAGAAUCACAAGAUAGGCAAAGAAAUUUCUCAGAAAAAGUGGCAUAUGCUGUUGAUGAUGAAACUGUUCUGGUAAAGAGUAGCCGUCCUGGUCAUGCAUCAAUAAACAGGACUUUUCAGUUUGAAAGAGUUUACAGUGCUUUUGAGUCUCAAGACACGGUAUUUGCAGACGUGGCCCCUUUGCUAACAUCUCUCCUGGACGGGUACAAUGUGUGUAUUAUGGCUUAUGGGCAGACUGGGAGUGGAAAGACAUACACGAUGUUGGGACCACAGUUAGAAGAGAACUUUGCAUUUGCCUUGGAAGAUGAAUCAGAACUUGGAAUUAUUCCUCGAGCUACCCAGGAAUUGUUCAGGCUUAUUUCAGAAAAGCCACCAGGAAGUUACUGGGUUGAGGUUUCUGUUGUAGAAGUGUAUAAUAACGAAAUUUUUGAUCUUCUGGCCAAAGACAGUUGUGGAAAAGUAUUUGGCGUCAAACGUGAUGUUGUCACAACCAGAGAAGGAAAGAGCAACGUUCCAUUGCUUACAUAUGAGACUGUUGAAAAUGCAUCUGAAUUUUUGCAUCUGGUUAUCAAAGGCCUACAGCUGAGAGUCAGGCACCCAACGCUAGUGCAUGCUCAUUCCUCUCGUUCUCAUCUGGUUGUUACGCUGACCAUAACCACAACUGUCUCUGGGGAUAGCUUUGGUGCUUCAUGGGAAGAUGAACAAAUCAAUCAGAGACUAAAUAGAGAGUUUUCCUGCACCUAUCCACAAAAAACAAGAGAGAACAGAUCCGCCUCUUCUUCCAGAGCCUCUUCCCCAGCACACCUUGAAGCAACUGAGAAACCGAAGCAAGUCAAAACCAGACUGCAGCUGGUGGAUCUGGCGGGCAGCGAGUGUGUCGGUAUGUCUGGAGUGACGGGCGCAGCACUGAGAGAGACAUCCUUCAUUAACCGCAGCCUGUCCGCCCUGGCCGACGUCCUUGGUGCAAUAGCGGAGCAGCGAUCUCAUGUCCCCUAUCGAAACAGCAAACUCACGCAUCUGCUCCAGGACUCUGUAGGAGGCGAUGCCAAACUGCUGGUGAUGCUGUGCAUCUCUCCCGACCAGAAGUACUUGACAGAAUCUCUGCAGUCUCUGGGAUUUGGAACUCGUGCUCGGCAAGUUCAGAGAGGACAGAUCAAGAAAAAAAAUCUCCCAGUGCAGAGUAAAGCAAAAUAAAACCUAAGACUCCUGUGGAUUAAAGUAUUAUUAAUGAGUUCCUCAGGCUGAAAUGUAUAUUGUUGUCCUAAAGCCAUUCUUUUAGAUAUCAACUGCCAGAUAAAAUAAACAAUCCUCAACAUGGCAUUAGUAAGCCAUAAACCUGCCGAUAAUGUUCUAGCUCCAAAGAUAAUAACAAGAAUUGACAACAGCUACCAGCCAUGGUGGACUCUCACAGAAAUAAAUCAGGCUUUCUUAGGAAAGCUACUUCAAGGCGUGGUUUUGGUGAUGUGUUUCCUCUAGGCAAGUAAGUAGAACUAAGUCAACAGACCCCUGAUUUAGGACGGCUCGCUUCUGAAAGGCUGAGGCUGCCGUCUGUUUUCUCAGUAGAAGACAGGGGUCUGAAUAGCAUUCCAGUGCUUCAGAGCAGCAAAUGAAAUACUUCCUCACAGCUUACGUUAAAUUGAGACACAUCAUCAGGGCUUGCUCUUCUGUCUCGCAUGGAUGGGGUCAUUCCCAGUGCACUGUUGACAGGUAGGAGGGUAAAGGAACCCAUCAGCUGUACUGAAUGGAGUUCUGCUCUCUGGUUUUAGGUAUGAAAUAACAGCACUAGCGAGAUGGAGAAAAAGGAGUAAGGCUAUAGCUGUUAUCCCCCUGCAAUGGCAUUUGGGAAGAAAGCGAGGGGUCACACAGCCUUCUGAAAACGCGCUCAGGUUGAGUGGUUGAAGCAAAGCCCAACUCUGCUGGGUUCACUAUGACUACAGCUUUGUCUGCUGUUGGUUUGUUUGCUCACUCCAUGAGUGCUGAAGGACCCAGAACUACAGCUCCUAAUGGCUAACGGGACCUAACUCCUACAGCCAUUUCAGUAGCACUCUUGCUUGUUGUAUCAGUUGCAUUGCUGAAGAUAACCACACCACAACAUUGAAGUUGUCUGCACACUCUAAAAGCAUAAAUAUAUGCCUCCCAUUUUUCAAAUGGAUAAAACACCAAGAACCCAGCUCAUGAUAGGAUGCUUCUCAUCCUCAAGAGGCGUGUACACUCAUUCACCAAUACUGAAACAAUGUCGCAUGGGGUUUGUGAAUGAAGUUAUAUGGACAGACGUUUCAAGGAAACUUAAGCAAAAUAAGAAGUGAUUCUGAGAUGAGUAGAUGGCGUUCAUAUAACAUCUGAUGCAUUUUAUGCACUGCUUUAUAGCUCAGCAGAGGCCUCAGGAUUCACUUUUUACCUCCAGCAAUCACUCUGCCUCUAGCCUGGGAGAAAGGUCAGCAUUAGGUCACUGCAAGAAGGCUUAAGUUGCAGUGGCCUGCCCCAAAGGCUGGAGUUUAUAGUACUCCAAGUCACUUAACCUUCACAAGCAUAAAUAUUUAUCCAGAAAUUAUAUAGCAUACUAUUAAUGGAAUUUCACCCUUGAAUAUAUAACAGCUGCUGUGUUGCAUGCGGUGCUCUGGUGCUCAGAACAUUGGCAUCGCAACUUGGAGAGCUGUAAUACUUGUUUUCCUAAAUAAUGUCACGAGGUUAAAAAUGCCUCAACUUCACCCGAGUCCAGCAGUAACAGACGGGUAGAAAAAGAAUCUGGACACGGGACCUUAUAAAGCCGAACGGUCACUAAAGGAAUCUCAGAUAAGAAAGUGUCAGAGUGAGGAAUGUCAGCCUGUUAAAUGAAACGCAGGAGCAGACAGCUUCAAGCUUGCCUUAGUCUCAUGACAAGGCUACUAAAUCAGCCAGGAUUAGAGCUCUGAAAGUGGUUAAGUGACAUGAGAGGGCUAGCUGAAUCCACCAGCAUCUCUAAGGUCCUCAAAUAUUUUUGAGGAUUUUGCACUUUCUAAGCGUUACGUGUAACUUGUGAACUGUGCUUGCUUUUCUGGAGUUGCUCUCUAAAACUUGGCCUUUAUCUAUCAUCUGUGUGACAGGGAAAAAGCAGCAAUUCCUAUUGUUAAAGCUGAGAAAUAAAACCUUUAAAUAUCAGCAAAUA